CUCUGACUUUGAAAUUUCUGUAUUUCACCGAGGCUACAAUCAGUUCGGCGAUUUCUGCGGGAGACUGCGAGGCUGUUGCAAGGAUGCCUUGUGGCAAUCAUGAUCAUGAACACCCUCUUUGGCCACAGCAAGGAACGCACCAGUUUGUUAUCGAAGCUUGCGAGAACCAUUGUGGAUGGUGCAACUAUCGAACGAAAAGUGCGAACAAUCUUCGAGUACAUGCUAACCGUCACGUGAAAAAUGAAACGACGCUCAGGGGAAUUACCAUAGUGAGAGGGAAAGCGGGGAGGAAGAGGGUAUGGCCAGACGACGAUUCCCUGCAUCAGGAGCUCCCAAUGACAACCUCAGUCGGUCGACAUCCGUUAGGCGUUCAGACGAAGGGAUGAAUCCUGACGAGUCAGACGGAGGCGGCUUCGAUCCAAGCCCAGUUUUCCUCCCAGGCCGCUCUGAAAGUCCAGCUCCAUCCCAUCCUGCUCCCUUGGAAUUGAUGCCGGAAAGCCGAAAUCCCCCCUGGACACUUAAUCCACAAGCUAGAAAUUUCGGAAGUCCAGAGUCCAGUGCGAAAGAGCUCAUUAUCUAUCAUGUUUUGAGACCCCUGGUCAAUACACAGUCCUUGCGAGACUUCCAUCAACUUGUACGAGAUUGUACGAGAAGAAUGGAGACGAAAGAGUUCAUUUGUCUCCGUGAUCUUGAGAGAACUUUGAUUUUAGAGUCAUGGAAUAUCACCGCUAGUGUGAACUCACGACCCGAAUUCUUGCACACGAUGAUCCAUUGUGUCAAGGCGACAGUGCCACUUUUGAGCGAAGACGCACUGGUCCGUCAAGGCGAUCGACCCUAUGAUGAGAGAUAUUUCACCAUCUACAAGGAGGUGACGAACGCAUGGGCCAUAGGAACUGCAGGAGAAACUGUCGAUCUCUCAAUCGCAAACAAAUACUAGCAACAGCGCAGCAUCCAGUACUGUUAGGGAAGAGUUUUGCAUAGCUGAAUUCUCCCUUAUAGCGAGAUUUAUCGAUCAUCAAAUAUAUCUCCACGGAAUUAAACGCGGAAAAUCAUGUGGCUGCUGUCCUUUGCGGUUUCAACUUUGGUAAAGGCUCAAGCACUGUUACGAAUACCUCGAACUCAGU
Hyaloscypha bicolor E is the source of this 1124-nucleotide messenger RNA. RefSeq lists its product as uncharacterized. NCBI's taxonomy places the organism in Eukaryota, Fungi, Ascomycota, Leotiomycetes, Helotiales, Hyaloscyphaceae. Bases 299 to 937 code for a protein of 212 amino acids. The transcript has 5 exons. The record is from RefSeq and is a predicted model, not a curated record.